AUGAACUGUUAUCUCGCGAGCUCGCCAGUACAAAUGUCCUUGAUGCGCACACGACCAUUGCUAGUAUCCCAGACGCUUCGUCUUCGUUGAAUAUAUUGUGAGAGAGCAGGCCACAGUACGUCACAGCCAUGGUCCAAGUUCCUAGCUGGCUCUAUUCAGACGAGCUUGCUCGCGAGCAGAGCGGCAAAGAAGCCAUGCUCCAGAAUGCCGACUUGAAACCAGUCGAGCCUGCGCGAAGACUUUGGUCGAAGCGCAACUUUGUUGCGUUUUGGCUCGCAGACAGCAUCAACCUCAAUACCUGGAUGAUCAUCGGGUCAUCUGUGACAGCUGGCUUGUCUUGGUGGGAAGCUUGGGUUGCCACUUGGAUUGGAUACUCUAUUGUUGCUGUGUUCAUCUGUAUCUCUGGCCGAAUUGGAGCUACUUACCACAUUUCCUUCCCUGUUGCUUCCCGGGCCAGUUGGGGUAUCUGGUUCUCACUCUGGCCCAUCUUCAACCGUGGCGCUAUGGCAUGUGUCUGGUACGGAGUACAGGCCUGGCUGGGCGGACAAUGCUUCGUCUUGAUGUUCCGGUCUAUGGCACUUUCGUACAACGAUAUCGGCACCAAUAAUCUCGAUUCUGGCAGGCUCGGUACGAGAGACUUUGUUGGCUUCUUCCUCUUUUGGCUCGUGUCUCUCAUCUUUAUCUACCCACCGGUGCAUAAGAUCAGACAUCUCUUCACGGUCAAGGCUAUCGUUGUGCCGAUUGCUGGCCUUUUGUUCAUGGUCUGGGCUCUUGUCAAGGCAGGUGGUAUUGGCCCAGUCGUACACCAGAAGGGCACAUUGACUGGCUCGACACGAGGCUGGGCAUGGGUGACCUCCAUCAUGGCAUGCGUGAGCAACUUCGCCACCCUCAUCGUCAACAACCCUGAUUUCACACGAUUUGCCAGGAAACCCAGUUCAGCCUUUUACCCUCAGCUCAUUACUAUUCCUUGCGGCUUUGCAAUCACUUGCUUUGUCGGUGUCAUUGUUGGUUCAGCAUCAGAGAACAUCUACGGUGAAAAGCUCUGGAACCCGCUGGACUUGCUAUCGCGUAUGCUCGACAACAAUCCAUCCUCAGCUACGCGCGCUGGUGUUUGGUUCAUUGCUUUAGCAUUUGCUCUCGCUCAGCUUGGUGUCAACAUUGCAGCCAAUUCCGUGAGUGCAGGCUCAGACUUGACGGCAGUUUUGCCUAGGUUCCUCAAUAUCCGUCGAUCUGGCUACAUCUGUGCUAUUGUUGGUCUUCUCAUCAAGCCAUGGAUCCUGGUUUCUGACAGUUCCACCUUUACAACAUACCUCUCUGCCUACUCGACCUUCCUAUCUUCCAUCGCGGGUGUUAUCUUUGCAGACUACUACAUUGUACGCAAGGGAUACCUCAAGGUGGAUGACCUCUACUCGGGCGAUCACCGAGGUGCGUACUACUUUUGGAAUGGCAUCAAUUGGCGUGCUGCAGUGGCCUAUGUCUGUGGUGUAGCCAUCAACAUUGGUGGGUUUGCAGAUGCUGUUGGCGUCAAGGGUAUUCCAAAUGGUGUGGUCAAGAUGUAUACCCUCAACUUCUUCCUUGGGCUUGGCUUGUCCAUGGUCAUCUAUACCGGUCUUUGCAAGCUCUCACCCAUUCCAGCGUGUGGCGACAAAUGGCCAUCCGAGGUGCAUGACUACAUUGACGCUGUUGAUGAAGGCUCUGACGAAUUGGAGAAGUAUGGAUCAGCUGAAAAGGCUCCACAAUCGCAAGUCCAGAGCUAUGCUACAUGACCAGCGAAGAUGUGUGACUGGCUAAUUUCUUCUUUCGGGCGUGACUUUUGCUUUGGACCUGCCAAUUGGAUGUCUGAGCCGCCUUUUUCAGAGACGUGACUUUUGUGCAGGAUAUCUCCUGUGCCGUUUCUAGCUUCUUUACACAUAUAUAGAUGAUUGUUAGAUGAUUGUGCU
Messenger RNA from Protomyces lactucae-debilis, 1940 nucleotides. Its product is annotated as permease for cytosine/purines, uracil, thiamine, allantoin-domain-containing protein. The coding region runs from base 129 to 1766 and encodes 545 amino acids. Gene Ontology annotation, molecular function: nucleobase transmembrane transporter activity. Lineage: Eukaryota; Fungi; Ascomycota; Taphrinomycetes; Taphrinales; Protomycetaceae. Gene Ontology annotation, cellular component: plasma membrane. The transcript has a single exon. The record is from RefSeq and is a predicted model, not a curated record. Gene Ontology annotation, biological process: transmembrane transport; nucleobase transport.